AUGGGUGACUUCCAAAAUGUUGUACAAGUGGAUCCAUUACCUCAAUUAAAAAAUCUUACGGUGGGUGCAACAGUUGGGGAAGGGACUUUUGCAAUCGUGAAGGUUGGCCAGUUAAAGAAGGAUCCAAAACGGAUUGUAGCUGUGAAAUACAUUCACAGAGCGACUUCUCAUUCAAAGGGUGUGAAUGAUGAAAAGAUAGGUAUAGAAGUCAGGAUACAUAAAGAGUGUUCCGGUCAUCCCAAUAUAAUCAACUUACAUAUGUUUGGAACCGAUAACAUUUGGGUGUACUUGGUGAUGGAGCUUGCAGAGAGUGGAGACUUAUUUGACAAGAUUGAACCCAAUGUGGGAGUAGAUGAGGAGAUAGCGAAUUUCUAUUUCAGACAGUUAAUCAAUGCAGUUGAUUAUAUACAUCAGAAGGGAGUCGCUCAUAGGGAUAUCAAACCAGAAAACAUAUUAUUAGAUAAAGAAGGAAACUUAAAGUUAGGUGAUUUUGGUCUAGCGACAGUAUAUCAGAGAAGAAAAUCUAAAAGGUUAUCACACGAACAGUGUGGUUCUCCACCAUACAUGGCCCCUGAAAUUCUAAGUUCAGAUGGGUAUGAUCCUGUUAGGUCUGACAUAUGGGCAUGUGGGAUGGUUCUAUUUGUUCUACUCACUGGACAGAUUGCGUGGCAGGAGCCUAAGUAUGGCAUUGACGAAGAUUUCACUAAGUACGUAGACUAUGAUGGCAAAUUAUUAGAAGCGCCUUGGAACUAUUUUAGUGCUUCAGUUCGGCCACUCUUACAGUCCAUUUUGAAGUCGACUCCGUCUAAAAGGUUUACUAUGCUCCAGAUAAGAUUGCAUCCAUGGGUUAAUCAGAGCAAUACGUUCAUGAACAUAAAUAACCAGUGUAAGGACAGCGGAGUCUUGGCAGAGAGAUUAAUUUCGAGCUUGCAUGUAGGUCUAUAUGAUGAUUAUCUUCAGGAACUCUCGCGAACCAAUAUUUCGAGCAACGAUGUCAAAUAUGUGAGUUUAUCACAACCAACUACAGCUAAUGCGUUCAUGACUAAUAGUUUUGAUGAAUUUGUUCCUGCCACCCAAGAUCCAUCCACUUUCUUCCAAAGAACUGCUCUUCCUGACCAUUCAGAAGAUGCAUACGAAAGAAUUUUGAAAAUCGUUUCAAAGGAUCCUAGUAUACUACAAUUUACUUUGCCACAGCAUAAAAUGUCACAGAUGACCAAAAGUCAAAAUCAUGUCAUUCAAUUCAAUAAACUACAACUUAAUGCUACUCAAAAUUUGACUAGGUUCUUUUCAGUUCUACCAAUAGAAUCACUCACAUCAAUAAUUAAAGACUCUCUCAACAGAAUUGGUAUUAGAACACUGAUUAGUGAUAACCAUGAGAUACAGCAAGAAUUGGCACUGAAAGCAAUAUACAUCAACAUUAAUGCCCUAGCGGAUAGAUCAAAGUUACCUUUAAAGGGUGUCAUUAAAAUUAUGCAAUGUGAUCCACUGCUAUCGCUUUGGAAAAUUGACUUCAUAAAAACCAAAGGUGAUCCUCUAGAGUGGAGACUGUUUUUCAAAAAAGUUACUCUAUUAUCGAGAGAUGCUGUUUUUAUAGAAUAA
Messenger RNA from Priceomyces carsonii, 1599 nucleotides. RefSeq lists its product as uncharacterized. Gene Ontology annotation, cellular component: site of double-strand break; cytoplasm; nucleus. Lineage: Eukaryota; Fungi; Ascomycota; Pichiomycetes; Serinales; Debaryomycetaceae. The coding region runs from base 1 to 1599 and encodes 532 amino acids. The transcript has a single exon. Gene Ontology annotation, biological process: protein phosphorylation; mitotic G2 DNA damage checkpoint signaling. The record is from RefSeq and is a predicted model, not a curated record. Gene Ontology annotation, molecular function: protein serine/threonine kinase activity; ATP binding.